Molecule: messenger RNA, 3375 nt
Organism: Eremothecium cymbalariae DBVPG#7215
Lineage: Eukaryota; Fungi; Ascomycota; Saccharomycetes; Saccharomycetales; Saccharomycetaceae
Gene: NUP133
Product: Nup133p
Exons: 1
Coding region: 1-3375 (1124 amino acids)
Biological process (GO): poly(A)+ mRNA export from nucleus; transcription-dependent tethering of RNA polymerase II gene DNA at nuclear periphery; protein import into nucleus
Cellular component (GO): nuclear pore outer ring
Molecular function (GO): protein binding; structural constituent of nuclear pore
Source: RefSeq, a predicted model, not a curated record
AUGGCGCAACCGUUGUUCCAAUUGAGAAAGGAGUUAAGUCUUUCUGUCUCAGAAGACAUUAGCUUUAUAGAUGAUCGCUCCAGCCACGCAGCAACAGCGGAUUCUUCAGCUCUUCCAGAGAGUACCAGCAAUAAAUUCACCAAUGAGGUUGUUUUGACUGAAAAUAGUAAAUAUGUGGUCAGCCGAUUAGCCCCAAAUUUGUGUUUUCUUCCUGAUGGGGGGUGGGAGAUAUUUCGUGGUUCCAUUGACAAUUAUUCAGGGAACGCUCUCUGUAAUGACAAGGAUAAUUUGUAUAUUUGGCCUUUCAAUUCGUCGCAGAAACGUCCCAACUUCAUAAGAAUACCGUUACAUGAGGAAGAUCAGAUACUGGCGUCUCCACCCAGGUGUUGUUUUACAUGGCCAUCUGCUGGUGAUGAUAACGACCAGACAAAGUCAUCUGGUAUUUUGAUAGUAAACCACACUACAGGCUUAGUUCAAUUUUAUGAGGAUAUCAACACAAUUAACAGUGUUUCGACAUUAAUAUCGAAGACUAGGGUGAUCGAGCUGGAUUUAAAAUUCAAGGAAAAGGAGUGCGUCGCAGAUAUCAUCAAUGCAGAGCCAACUGGGGUUUUGGUGUCCACCUCUUUUGGCCGUUUGCUGCUAAUAACUAUUAGGGAUGGUAGCGGUAAACCACGUUUGCAGUUGAAGCAGCAACUGGUAAAGUCACAAGUUGGAUUCUUUUCUAGUUCCAUGAAUUCGUUCAAGGAAAUCGUGUCGAUCCGACCAGGUCCGAUCACUGGAAAGGGGGAGAGGCUACUGUCUACCAUUACCAGAGGGGGUGACUUCAAGGUAUGGAAUAUUUCAGCUACUAUGAACAGCUACAAAAGGAUUGAAGUUAAUAUCUACGAGCAAAUUUUAGACUCUCUACAGGGUUUGUAUCCUUUCGCCCAUGGGAGCUUACAGGUUCUAGACUCCCAUCCAUUACCGCAUGAUCCUGCUGCACAUUUGGUUCUAGCUUCCAUAUUUGAUAACAAGGAAUCUUAUUAUAUUUUAACAACUAUAAAAUUUGAAGAAACUUCCAACAGUUUUUCCAUUUUUUCGGUAUACAGAUUGAACACUUAUAUUCAAAACAACCAAGCGAAACCCCACUUAUUUAUACCUGGUGGCCUUGAUCAUGACCUUUCCAAUCAUGAAGAGAAUACGCCAGUUUACAUAUUGUUCCAAGAUGCCGUGGUAAUGACACAGGCUUCAACAAAGUUGGACUCUAAUUAUCCUCUCAGACGCAGGUGGGAAGAUAUAAUUAGCUUACGUGAUGAUGCCGUAAUUAUUGGAUACGGUUAUGCCAACAAUGCGCUUUGCUUAAUAAACAAAAACCAAGGUGUUUUAAAAAUCCAAUCUAAGCCAGAACAUAUAGGCGACAUCAUUGAAUCGAGGUUUAUUAAAUCUCACAUCGACCAGGCUGUCUAUUUUUCUCAAGUUUCAGAAAAUCCAAUCGAAUUUAAUUUACCCAAUGGCAUAGAGUUGGAGCGAGAAGAAAUCGAAGAAGAUUUAUUAACUAGCGGAAACGAAAUUUUGCUCUCUGCAUCAAGCUAUAUACCACCAAGACUAAACUCUUUGGCUAGCCAUCUACAGAUAAGGGUGGACCUCUUUGAAAAUUUGUUGCAAUUUACAAGAUCAAACUUCAAUCACAAAAUAUCGCCUCAAUGCAAACUAACUCUGAUUGAAAGCUUCGAAAUUCUUAAAAGUUCACUCUCAUUAUUGCUGAACCUUUCGAAUUACAAAGAGUUCUCAGAAUUAUGGAAAAAGACUUUAAUGUCUGAAAACCUUGACGAGGAGCAGUUAUUUAUUUCUCAAUUAAAUGAAUUUCCAGGUAUCUUCGAAAAGUUUUUAGCUAACUUGGACGAAGUUUUACGUCCAUCUGACAAUAUUGAAUUGAAGGCAUUUGGUGCUGAUUUGAUCAAUUCGGUCAUUUAUCAAGCUUGCUUAGAAGAAGGCGAAAAUGAGUAUAGAUAUGGUAAGCUGAAUUUGGCAAUUACUGAGAUCAACUCUACUCUUCCAUGGUUCACUAAAUUUUCAAUCCCAGUGAAUAUUAACAAGAUAUUAUUACACCUUGUGUAUUCAUCUGAUGACAUUUCGCUGCUUUCAAAGUUUGACAAGAAACUGCUAGAUCUAAUUAAGACUUUGUAUUAUAUGUGCAAGCAGUCCGAUAUUUGGUAUCGUGAUAAAUCCACCAGUUCCAAAUCCGAAGACUAUGAGCAAUUGAUGGAGUUCUACAAUGCAAAUCAUCUAACAUGGGUGCAGAUUUUAGCCAAAGUCAACCGUGCCACUGAUGCAUUGCAAAUUGCAGACUUCUAUCAUGACUUGGGCGGCCUGGUUGAAAUAUUGAAUGGAUUUAAAAAAGAACAAGCACAACCCAUAUACGAGGAAUUUUUUGCUAAAUAUGACUUCCAAUUCGCGGAAUCCAUUUUCACUUCAUUCAUAGAACAAGGCAGAAUCAACGAUUUAUUCUUCCAAUUUCCCAACUAUCAUCACUUUUUGAUCAAGUUUUUUGAAACCCAUCCCCAGUACGGUUAUGUUUCAUGGUUGGGAAAUAUAUUUGACGAAAAAUACAGUAUAGCCUCUGAAAUCCUAACAUCUGUUGCGACCUCGAAUACGGACAAUAGUUUUGAUAUUGAUCAACGCCAAGUUCAAUUGAGUAUUGCAAAACUAAGUGCUUUAGCUACUGAGGAGGACUCUCCUAAACUAGAAAUUUUGGAAGUAGUCCAACCUCAUCUGGAUCUCAUCGAUGCACAAAAAAAUUUGUUUACAUCGAUUCAAAUGGGCAUUAGCUUUAACUCCAGGUAUCGAAAGUCAGGUAAGGAAGUUAAAAAGUAUUAUGAAAGUCUCAUAGACAAGAUCAAAAGAAAUUCACCCGUUUCACUGUCGGCGAUUGUUGAUUUGUACACUUCUCUUGAAGGGCAUGAAGGCUUUUACUCCGCCUUGAAGCUGCUCACAUUAGACAGGAUAAUACCCGAUGAAGAACGGAAAAUGAUUAUAGCAGUCGUUUGGAGGAGAUGCAUCUUAAUGACGGACUGGAAACAAUUUGCUAACGAUACAGAAACUCCUGUAUAUUUUGUUUUACUCAAGUUUUUUCGGGAACGCCUAUUUGAUGCAGGCAUUCAAUUACCAGAUUUUGAAUCAUUAUCGGCUACUUCAAUCGGUGACGAUAUUGUAAGCGCUCUGUAUGGAACUCUAGAUGAUUCGGAACCGUUCAAGAAGCUUUUAACAAAAGAGCUUGAAGACUUGCGUAGUCUGAAUCCUGAUUUUCAAGUUCGUUUGCAAUCUCUUAUUGGCUCAGCAAGCAACGAAACCGGAUCUAAAUUCGUUAUCAACUAUGAAACGAAUACCGUUGAAUAA